CCCUGGGAGGAGUGGAUGCAUCAUAAGCAGAUCUGGAGACAGGCAGGAUGUGAACGCGCUCUCGCGCAGCUGGAGCUGAAAGAUGAUGAUGACUUUGACAAAGAUAAAGGCAGAACUUUGGUAUUAGAUCAGUUCGGUUCCAGUCAUUGUCCGCUGAGUUUUGAUAGCAAGAAGUCCGCUUUAACUUUAAUGUUUUGUGACGAGGAGAGCGACACGGAGUCGUCCGCGUGCGGAUCUGGAUUUCCUCUCCACAUCAUCCCUGUUUCUGUGAUUCACUCUGUUAGUGUGUCAGGAUGGGCUAAAAACAAUUGCUAGCAGCUGCGCACCAUACACCUGGACCCUCCACAGUCACACCUGUGCACAGGUAAACAGGUGGUGAGUCUCGACACCAUGCAGGGACCUCGGAGGAAGGUGAAGGUCAUGGUGAUGAUGACAAUGGUGUUCAUCUUCAUAGUGGUGGAGGUCUCUCGCAAUGCUGGGAAGGGUGACGGCAACAAAAAUAAGCAGCUGGUUCCCACGAAGCGUUUCUGGGCAAAAGAUCUCCCCAGUGACGCCUACUGGAAUCGCCGGCAGCAACAGCUGAACUACAUCAACAAUCGCAACCUAGAAAAGCUCAACUUCACGAUUGAUAAGCUUCCAGACUGGCUAAACGACACAGUCAGUCUGGACUCCUGUGAGCCGGACUUCAGGGUGACCACCCAAGUCAAGGAUUACAACUCGCUACCGGAUCGCUUCAAGGACUUUCUGCUUUACAUGCGCUGCAGGUCCUAUCCCAUCGUGAUGGAUCAGCCAAACAUAUGCAAAGACCCACCGUUCCUCCUCCUAGCUAUUAAAUCUUUAGUCCCGCACUUUGAUCGACGUCAGGCCAUCCGUGAGUCGUGGGGCAAAGCUGGCCUCCUUGCAAACAGAACGGUCAUUACGGUGUUUCUUCUUGGAAAUGCAGCCACGGAGGACCACUUUCCUGAUCUCUCGAAGAUGCUUCUCCAUGAGAGCUCCAUACAUGGAGAUAUUCUUCAAUGGGACUAUAGGGAUACCUUCUUCAACCUCACCAUCAAGGAAGUGCUUUUCCUGGAAUGGCUGAACACCCGCUGUCCUGGAGUCAGUUACGUCUUCAAGGGCGAUGACGAUGUUUUUGUUAACACCAUCCGCAUUAUAGACUUCCUAAUCAAUCUUUCUCAUGCCAAAGCCAAGGACCUGUUUGUAGGAGAUGUGAUUACCAACGCUGGUCCACACCGGGACAAAAAGGUCAAGUAUUUUAUCCCGGAAAGCAUGUUCGUUGGAACGUACCCUGCUUAUGCGGGUGGGGGCGGUUAUUUGUUCUCGGGACAGCUGGUCCAGAAACUUCAUAACGUCUCGAGGUUGGUGCCCCUCUACCCCAUCGAUGAUGUCUACACAGGUAUGUGCCUUAAGAAACUGGGCCUUGCUCCUGAGAAGAACAAAGGCUUCAGGACCUUUGAUAUCGAGGAGAAAUAUCGCGAUAAUGCCUGUGCCUAUAACAGCCUGAUGCUGGUCCAUCCCAGAAAUCCUCAACAUAUGAUUAAAAUCUGGGCCUGGCUGAAUGACCCAGCUUUGAACUGUCAGUGAACUGCUGAUCCAGGGUUUUGGCUGCUUUAAAGGGACAGUUCACCCAAAAAUGCUAAUUCUGUCAUCAUUUACACACCCUCAUGACAUUUUAAAACCGUAUGAUUGACUUUCUGUCUUUUCUUUCAUUCGUUUGACCAGAAAAACGCUGUCACGGAUCCCCUUUUUUUUGGUCCCCAUUGACUUUCAUUAUAUGGA
Messenger RNA from Sinocyclocheilus rhinocerous, 1779 nucleotides. It is a transcript of the gene b3gnt2b, whose product is annotated as UDP-GlcNAc:betaGal beta-1,3-N-acetylglucosaminyltransferase 2b. NCBI's taxonomy places the organism in Eukaryota, Metazoa, Chordata, Actinopteri, Cypriniformes, Cyprinidae. Gene Ontology annotation, biological process: protein O-linked glycosylation; poly-N-acetyllactosamine biosynthetic process. The record is from RefSeq and is a predicted model, not a curated record. Gene Ontology annotation, molecular function: hexosyltransferase activity; UDP-glycosyltransferase activity. Bases 391 to 1584 code for a protein of 397 amino acids. Gene Ontology annotation, cellular component: Golgi membrane. The transcript is spliced from 3 exons.